GAAGUGCAUGAAAAUAGUCGCGAGCGGACAGGAGCUAACGUCAGGUUAGCAUUCUUGCUAAUGGUUUAUGCUAAAAGUGCGCUGUGCUCGGGUUUCUCAUGGUGGUAUUUGGACGCUGGAGGUCUUUGACUUCUGGUCGCACUGUCCGGGUUGUGAGAAAUGCAGGAUCCAGAGUAUAACGAAGUAGGAUUUGUGAAACAAAUACUGAGUUUAAAUUUGGUCCCGAGGAAGAAUGGUACCUGUGGGAGGAACGACACGUCUCUGUGCGACUUCUCAGAGAUGUGGUAUGGCGUGUUCCUGUGGGCCGGAGUGUCCUCGUUGGUGUUUCACCUUCCCGCAGCUUUACUGGCCCUCGCCACUCUCCGGGGACAUAAGAUAGCACGCUUCUUUCCUCUUGCCAUCAUGCUCAUGGCCAUCAUAGGUCCUCUGUUGGGAGGCGUGCUCACUAGUGCUGCCAUAGCGGGGGUCUAUAUGGCAGCAGGGAAGAGGAUGAUCUCGUUGGAGGCUUUUGUGUUUGGAGUAGGACAGUCUUUCUUCGUUCUUGUCAUCUCUUUCCUCAGAGUGCUGGCCACGCUGUAGCACUGAGCCACUGAGGACACUGAGAGCUGUGGACUUCUUUCACUUCCCCUGGAUGUUAUAUGCAAAAACACUGAGGCCUUAUUUUCCACCUGUCCAAACAACAUUUAUUUUCAUGUGCUGUUUUUUUCUCUAAAAAGGUUUCAGGAGGACAGUAUGGUUUGGAACAGCCUUUUUUUAAAUAUAUAUAUUCAGAGCUGUCCUUUAUACACUACGGAAAUGGCUUGCACCUGAGCUUGUGUAAAAAGUAGGCUGUCACACACUUAAGGAAAAAAGCUGCAAAUGGUUGCAAACGGUUCUUUAAAUAAAAUCUUACUUUCCUUGUGUUUAGGAUCUCAAAAGAUUCUGAAAUGCUUCUACUUUCUGAGGUAGUGUCGCUGGGCUUUACAGUUGUGUACAUAUAUUAAUCAUAGUUUUAAUGUAAUGUUAUUUCAGUUAGCACAGAUACGAAUCAGGUUAAACCCACUGAAGUCCAUUUUAACUGUUUCCACUGUUCCGGUGUUCAAUCUGAAGAUCCAUCAGCCAGUGACCAGAAUUGGACAGUUUUUAGUUGAUCUUUUAUAUCUGGUGACCGACCGAUCACUCUCGGACAGGACGCAUCAUAAUGCAUUUGCUCGAUACUUUGGAGAUUGACAGUGCAAAUCCUGCUACAGCUAUUUGGCCAGGACUCUAGGGAGCUGAUUGCCCGUGAUCUCAGUGGGGAGCGGUGCACUUUCACAACAGUUAUAGUGCCACUGGCCAAUCAUGGGCAUCUGCACUUUAUUCCUGCCCCCUAAUGGUACAACACUUCAAAAAGAUGCACCUGGCAGAAUUUCUUAUUGUCAGUCGGAUUUUUUUUCUGAAAAUCUCUGA
Messenger RNA from Clarias gariepinus (North African catfish), 1428 nucleotides. It is a transcript of the gene tmem170a, whose product is annotated as transmembrane protein 170A. The transcript has 3 exons. The record is from RefSeq and is a predicted model, not a curated record. Gene Ontology annotation, biological process: endoplasmic reticulum tubular network organization. Gene Ontology annotation, cellular component: endoplasmic reticulum membrane. NCBI's taxonomy places the organism in Eukaryota, Metazoa, Chordata, Actinopteri, Siluriformes, Clariidae. Bases 160 to 579 code for a protein of 139 amino acids.